AUGGCUGCUCCCGACGACGUCGCCAGUUUUGUCGGUCGCGUCGCGACUUUCGAGGCGCCCAAGCAAUUAACCAAACGACGCGCAUCCUCCACCACCAAGAGAAAGGCGCCGACUACCGUUUCCUGGCCGCAUACCGCCCCUUCCGUAGAAGACCUCGCGCGCGCUGGUUUCUACUAUACGCCGACUGCCAGCAAUCCCGACAAUGUAACCUGCUUUUCGUGCCAUCGCAAGCUCGAUGGAUGGGAGCCCGAGGACAACCCAGCCCUCGAACACUUGACACAUGCGCCUGAAUGCGCGUGGGCAAUCAAUACUUCUGUAAUGCACCUGCCGGUGGAGGAAUUGGAGGAUCCAUUGAGCGAAAGGAUGACCGUUGCGAGGACGGCUACAUUCCUCAACUGGCCGCAUGAGGACAAGAAAGGAUGGAAGUGCAAGACGAAGAAGAUGGCCGAGGCUGGAUGGUGUUUUGAUCCUAGCCCGGAUUAUGAGGAUGGUGUUACUUGUUUCUACUGCUUGCUGUCCCUUGACGGGUGGGAGCCCAAAGAUAAUCCUGCGGAAGAGCACCACAGGAGGUCGCCCGAUUGCUCCUUCUUCGCUCUUGCCGAAGACUAUGCUCCUACCAGAAAGGCGACGAAAGGGAAGAGGGGACGCGCAUCUACAGCUUCCAAAGCGUCGCGCUUGUCUAUUCAGUCUAACAACUUUGACACUUUCUCAGACGCACCAUCUUUUAUGUCAUUAGGCGACGACGCGGUUCGGAACGACGACAGCAUUGUGACAUCUGCAACUGGAGCUACGACUACCUCGAUGGCGAAGGGAAAGAAGGCGACUACCAAGGCCAAAUCGACUGCCAAGGGAACCAAAAAGACUACACGCGGAAAAAAGGCUACUGAGGAGUCUGAGUCUGUAUUGGAGCUGGACCAGCCAACCUUGGAACCUGCUGAUGCGGAUGGAGACCUAACUCUUGGAGAUAUCGAAGCAGACGAAGGAGAUAGUGCGUUGAGCACAGCAACGACCGCUUCGAAAGCAGGCCGGGGCCGGAAAACGGCAGCAAAAUCUAAGAGUGCAGCAAAAGCUACGACUCGCAAAACUUCAAAAGCCAAGAAGGCUGCAGAUUCUACUUUGUUGGACGAAGAGCCCGCGGAGGCAGUGGACGAUGAAGCCGAAUCGGAACUUCCUAAGCCCAUUGGAAGAGCAACGAGAAGAACCUCACGACUGGAAGUUCAAUCAUACCCGGAAGUUGCACAGGCUGAGCCCGUGCCCGAGCCCGAGCCUAAAAAGCCCAAGGCAACGCGGGCAAAGGGCGGACGGAAGGACAAAGCUGUGGAAGAGUCGAGACUCAGCAAUGACCAGAGCCAGCUCCAGACUGAACUGCAAGAUGCGGUCGAGAAGGCCGAUGAACUCGAACCACCUAAGCCCACAAGCGGCACUAAGAGGACGAGUGACGGUGCACCCAAACUCUCGGGAGUUGAGGAUUCAUCCAUCAUGGUUGUCGAUGAGCCGCCAAAGCCUGCACCAAAGGCGAAGCGAGGAAGGAAGCCGAAGAAGGUGGAGGCCCCUGCGCCAGAGCCUGUUCCAGAGCCGGCUGAGGACGCAACUGUAGAUGCAGAGUCUGCUACAGCACCUGCGCCCAAGGCUCCUGCUGCUGCCAAGCCUAAGCGUGGCCGAAAACCCAAAGCCCAGGCUGUCGAGGAGUCCACUAUUGCGGAGCCAGAGCCAGAACCAACUCUCGACGAAAUGCCCGCACCGCCACCACCCAUGAAAUCCUCUGCCUCCAAAGUUCCGGUCCGCAAUAUGGCUUCAGCACCACCUAAGGAGCCUUCGCCAGAGCCCGAGCCUGAACCAGAGUCCGAGCAAAUUGCUGCACCAGAGCAAGACGAAGUACCUACACCUCAUGAAGAUGAUCCAGAGCCCGAAGAAGAUCAAGAACAAGCGCAGUCUCCUGCUCAAUCUUCAAAUUCCCCUGCUCCACCUCACGAACUUUCAUCCUCUCCAUCCGCUCAAUCCUCCGACGCAGAGAACAAGCCGCCGUCCUCGCGUCCAGCAUCAACUCGGCCCCCCCUCUCAGCUCGGCAAAUGGGUACACGGAUUCCUCUGGCAGACAGUAGCAGCACACCACAAGCUUCGCCAUCAAAGCGCAAUGCCAACAACGGUGGUCUUGCGUCCACGCAUCCGUGGCGCCCCGUCGACCUCGAGAACGUCUUUUUGCCCUCGCCGCAGACGAAACGUAUCCUUCAGCAAGGUGGCGUGUACGCUGGCACGAGCAAGGAAGACAGCGCUGAUGCAGAGGAGCAAGACAUGGAAGACGAUGACUGGGAAGCUCUUAGCCCCGAGGAACAGAUAGCCUACGUCAUGCGCAGUAUGACCGACCGCGAGAAGAAGAUGAGCGUCGAGGAGUGGGUAUACGCGCAAGCAGAGAAGGGAGAACAAAGACUGCGGGAAAAGUGUGAACGUCUGGUUGGGCUGUUUGAGACGCAAGGCACAAGGGCCAUAAGAGCGGUCGAAGGUAUUGAUUGUGUCUGAUCUGCUUGGUUGGAUCGGAUUAUUGAUGCUACAGCGCAAGUGCUAUUGUGCUCGGAGAGGCGUAGAAGUUUUGGUAUCAUUGCGGCAUCGUCUGGACUACGAUGGUUAAAAAAUCUGGUUUUUGGGUUGGGUAUAUAUACAGGAAGGCCAUUGGCGUUGCGGACGGGUUCCGCAUGGGACAGGAGUAAUACAAGGUCGUAUACAUUGUCCAGCGUAAGACAUCAUCCUCCACAUUAAGCUUCAGC
This is a messenger RNA of Aplosporella prunicola CBS 121167, 2762 nucleotides long. RefSeq lists its product as uncharacterized. The coding region runs from base 1 to 2517 and encodes 838 amino acids. The record is from RefSeq and is a predicted model, not a curated record. Lineage: Eukaryota; Fungi; Ascomycota; Dothideomycetes; Botryosphaeriales; Aplosporellaceae. The transcript is spliced from 4 exons.